Molecule: messenger RNA, 987 nt
Organism: Paramisgurnus dabryanus
Lineage: Eukaryota; Metazoa; Chordata; Actinopteri; Cypriniformes; Cobitidae
Source: RefSeq, a predicted model, not a curated record
CCAUGAGAUUCUUUCAUCCAAUGUAUCUCCUGUUGUUGCUUCUGGCAGCCCUGCUCAUCACCAGCGCCGAGAGACCAGGCAAAACCGAUUUUCUAAAUCUCAGGCGGAAAUAUCGGAGACACAACUGCAUGAAAAAGCGCUGUCUACCUCUUCACUCAAGAGUACCGUUCCCUUGAGUUGAACAUGAGCUCAAGCUGAGAGAGAGAAACCUCAACAUGGCCAUGUUGAACAAUCUUUGGGACGUGUUGGGCAUCAAGAGCCAAACAGUUGGAUUACCAAAAGCUGAAAUGAGAAUUAAAUUAAAACUCAAUAAGGACUGAUACAUGCCCUUAUACUCCAGCAAACAGUCAUGUGAAUGUUGGUGUACAAGCCAUACAUGGGGACAUCCCAUCCAACCAAAGAUGCCAAAUACUCAUCGUUCCAUCAGUUUGAGUUUUUCAAAUCAUUGUAAAUAGUAUGGACUGAAUGAAAUGUGUUUAUAUGUAAGUUAUGCACUUCAAAUGUUUUAUUAUUAACCUGCUUUAAAUAAAAGUGUAUCGUCUUUACAGCCAGACUCAGUGCGUGUUUUAACCUAACCCUUUUUAUUCGAUUUCCAAGUUCCAUUUGUUUUCCCAAGUAACGCAGAUGCUGGCAACAUGUAUAGUUUACAGUGAAUACGUACUGUAGUCAAUUUAGACAAAAUUAUCAGUCAAAUGUAUGGCAACAUAAAGAGGAAUUAUUUAAUAUUAGCUUAACUGAAUGAAAAUGUGUUAAACUGUGAUGUAUAUUUCUUAUAUUUUAGUGUGAUCAGAAACUCAAAUUGCCAGAUUCAUUACAUUCAUUCAGGAUGUUUUCUUUACUGUUGACCACUAUUUCUUAAAAAACAAAACAAUUUGUGGUAUACUUGGUAACAAAUUCCCAAAUUCCAUUCUUACAAAUAAGUGAAUUACAUUGAGGCAGGAAAUUAAAUAGACAUUUUAUAUGUGGGUAUUACAGAUUUUUAUCAUC